CCAGCGCAGGGAGGUGCUGGUGCCGGUGCCAGUGCUGGUGCCAGUGCCGGUGCUGGUGCCAGCGCAGGGAGGUGCCGGUGCCAGUGCCAGUGCUGGUGCCAGUGCCAGUGCUGGUGCCAGCGCAGGGAGGUGCCGGUGCCGGUGCCAGUGCCAGUGCUGGUGCCAGUGCUGGUACCGGUGCCAGUGCCGGUGCCGGUGCCGGUGCCAGUGCCGGUGACGGUGGCGGCGGGGUCCCCGCAGGAGUGGAGCCGCUUCGUGCGGCGCCGCCACGGGCGCCCGGCGGCGCUGUCGGACCGGCUGGAGUUCCUCAACGGGUGGUACCUGCUGCUGGUCACCAGCGACCUCCUCACCGUGCUGGGCACCGUCCUCAAGAUCGGCAUCGAGGCCAAGAACUUCUCGGGCUACGACGUGUGCAGCAUCCUGCUGGGCACAUCCACGCUGCUCGUGUGGGUCGGCGUCAUCCGGUACCUGACCUUCUUCCAGAAGUACAACAUCCUGAUCGUGACGCUGCGCGCGGCGCUGCCCAGCGUGAUGCGCUUCUGCUGCUGCGUGGCCGUCAUCUACCUGGGCUACUGCUUCUGCGGCUGGAUCGUGCUGGGCCCGCACCACGUCAAGUUCCGCUCGCUGUCCAUGGUGUCCGAGUGCCUGUUCUCGCUGGUCAAUGGCGAUGACAUGUUCGCCACGUUCGCGGCGCUGCGGCCGAGCGGGGCCCUGGUGUGGCUCUUCAGCCAGGUGUACCUGUACUCCUUCAGCGCGCUCUUCAUCUACAUGGUGCUCAGCCUCUUCAUCGCCCUCAUCACCGGCUCCUACGACACCAUCAAGACCCAGUCCGAGGGUGACACGGCCGUGUCGCAGCUCCACGCCUUCAUCGCGCAGUGUCGGGACAGCCCCAAGUCCGGGAAGUUCCGCCGGGACAGCUCCGCCUCCUGCUCCGCCCUCUGCUGCUGCGGCCGGGCUCCUGCUCAGGACAACGCGCUGCUGGUGAACUGAGGGACACCGGGGACACCCUGGGGACACCCUGGGGACACCCUGGGGACACCCUGGGGACACCCCGACCCCCCCCCAGCUUUUAAUUUAUUUUAUCCUCUGCUUUUACCCGCCCGGGACCCCAAAUUUGGGGUGGCACCCCCGGCACCCCGACCCCACGCGGCUCCCAGUGCCAAACUGGGAGGACUGGGGGGGACUGGGAGCCCCCUCGGGGCUCCGUGGAGACCCCCGGGAUGGAUUUUUUUUUGGGGGGGGGUUUGGAACUUCGGGAUCUCCGGGAUGGAUUUUUUUGGGGGGGGUUUGGAACUUCGGGACCCCCAAAUCGGGAUUUUUUUGGGGGUAGGUUGGAACUUCAGGACCGCCAGGUGUGGUUUCGGGGGAAAUUUGGAGCCAUGGGACCCCCAAAUCUGGUUUUUGGGGAUACUUUGGGACCCCUGGAUCCGUUUUUGGGGACAC
This is a messenger RNA of Corvus hawaiiensis (hawaiian crow), 1443 nucleotides long. Its product is annotated as mucolipin-1-like. Gene Ontology annotation, cellular component: plasma membrane; lysosomal membrane. Gene Ontology annotation, molecular function: NAADP-sensitive calcium-release channel activity. Lineage: Eukaryota; Metazoa; Chordata; Aves; Passeriformes; Corvidae. The record is from RefSeq and is a predicted model, not a curated record.